AUGGUCGACAGCUUCAUCCGCUGGCUCUCCACCUACCUCGGCUCAUCAGGACCCUGGCACCAGCGCUUCCUGGACCUUCAGGAAGUCUUCACUCAGACUAACCUGGAGCUCCAAGGAAUCAAUGAUGUGCGUUGGCUCUCGCGCGGCGAUGCAGUCUGCCAACUUCUUGCAGUCCUUCCGGGUGUCGUCGUGAUGGUGCACGAGCUGGGAAACAAGCCCAUGUACCAGAUGGUGACAAGCUACAGAUUCCAGUUCAUGCUGCGCUUCCUCGCUGACGUGCUGGAACAGCUGAACGUGCUCAGCAAGACGUUCCAGCAUCGACAGAUUGACCUGCUGGCGAUUCAAGGCCAGAUCCGUCGCACCACAACCCACAUCAACAGCUAUUAUGUGGAUUGUGGCGACGACUUCGGCGGCGGCCUGAGCGAGAAGCUGUCGCCCUUCAUUGCACGACAUGGACCGGGGUGCGGAGAGUGGAGGUCGAGGACCCAUGACCGAUGCGUGGAGCAGUGCACGGCGAUGGCGGAGGCGCUCGUGCAUAACCUGGAUGAGCGAUUGGGUUCACUCGACAAGCUGAGCGGUGUGAAGCUGUUCAUGUCCGACGAGUGGCCCCAAGGACGGCAGGAGCGUUCCAUGCCCGACUGGGUGGAGGUGGUGAAGAUCUGGAGGGCGUACAAGAAGCGCAAGCCCAUCACAACAAUGGCAGCACCAAAAAAGCAACCUAGUGCUAAGGGGAAAGAGAAGGUGGACGAGGAUGAUGCUGGUGGUGCUGGCUCUGGGUGGGGGACAGAGACCCCCGUGCACAGGCACGGUUCUAUGAGCGAUGGUGAUAGUGACGAAGAUGAAGACAUGUGUGUGAUGUGA
This is a messenger RNA of Closterium sp. Naga37s-1, 861 nucleotides long. NCBI's taxonomy places the organism in Eukaryota, Viridiplantae, Streptophyta, Zygnematophyceae, Desmidiales, Closteriaceae. The record is from the annotation of a GenBank genome assembly.